CCGCCGGCCCUAGCGACUCUCGGCACUCGCGCGCGGUUCGAUCCCGGCUGCUCCUCAGGUCUGGAGGCGUUGCAAACACGGAAAAUCUGCUGGGCCGCCCUCACAACAUCCCUGCAGGCGAAAAGGUUGUCAGUGUGUUUGGCGCUGCCUUAUGGCAGCCGCGGGCGCCCGCACCGAAGUGUCUCUCCAGCCUUGACAUAUUGGGAGUAUUUCAUGUUCCCCCGUUCUUUUACAAAAGAGAUUCUCAGGAAACAGGGUUUCCCUCCCACACUCGGGACGUGAUUUGUUAAUUUGUUUGUUUGCUUGUUUUUUAAUAUAACCUUAAAAAGAGAGUAGGAAAUGUUGGCACUUAAGAGCUGCACUUGCUAGGGGGUACAAAAAUGAUGCACCCAGCUAUCAAUCAAAAUCUGUAGUUAGUAUGUUUAUGUAUCUGUUUCUGAUUGCCAUGUCCCUUACGAUAUGAGUCUUGGCUCAUUCUCAUGCUUUACUUACUUGUUCUUAUGCUCAGUCAAUAAUAAAAUGAGGCUUUUCUUUUUUCAAACUUCAGUUGUGAAUGGCCAAGUCCUCAAUGAGGACUUAGAAUGAAAUAAAAUGCAAAAGCUCUUCUCUUUGCAGCUGUUAGACAACACUGUUUUAAGCUAUUAGUUUUCAACAAACUUGAAUUUUGGGGCCUUACCUGAUUUCUGCCAGUUCAGUAAUACAGCUUUCUUGAAGACAAUGUGUGUGCGAGCAGGAAGUUCAGCAAACUUUACCUUGUAUGACAAAGAUUCUCAGAAUCAGCAACAACAACAGAAAAGAUGUGUGUAGUGAUGCCUUAGGUUUUAACUUUUAUAUUUUUCAUAUUCUUUACUGCUUAAUGUGUAAUUCUGAAACUUCAUAUUAGGUGUUAGUAAUGUCUCUUCACAGAGGAGUUAGAUAAAACAAUCUUUUCUAGCUAGAGCUAGAGGAACAAGGACAAGUGUUACCCAAAAAGCAUAAACAAUGGUGAGGGAAAGGGGGAAGCCAGGGGCUCAGACUUGAUAGCCUGGGGCUGUGGUUGGACAAUUGACCCCAAUAUGUAGAUGAACCAAAACUUAUAAAAGUGUAAAAACUCGUGACCGGGAUCCGUCUUGGAUUCAAUUUGUGUAGCCCUGGCCAGGCUCUUGCACUGCCCAAGGUGUAUCCUUUCAAUAAAUACCUAUUUUGUUCCUUUUGCUCUGUCUGUCUCUGUUUCAGGUCACUCUUUCCAGGCCUCAGUUUGAUCCCAUGUAGAUUUUUGAAUUCUAGUGAAAAACAGCUAUAAAGAAAGUUGCAGACAACUGUGAAUGAGGUGAUCAGAGCAGUGGUAACAGAUUUCUUCUUGACUGUGUGAAUACUGAGUGGGAAGCACAAGGCUGGAGUCUGUCAUGGAGGAGAUCCCAGUUAAAGUUGCAGUCCGAGUCAGACCUCUGCUUUCCAAAGAAAUACUUCAUAACCACCAAGUGUGUGUCAGAUUAGUCCCAAAUGCUAAACAGGUUAUCAUUGGAAAGGACCACGUCUUCACUUUUGAUUUUGUAUUUGGCAAAAGCUCAACCCAAGAAGAAGUUUAUGCUGUUUGCAUUAAGCCUCUUCUAGUGUCUCUGACUGAAGGAUACAAUGCUACAGUGUUUGCAUACGGACAAACUGGUUCUGGGAAGACUUACACCAUCGGCGGUGACCGCAUUGCAUCACUUGCUGUGGAUGAAAGGGGCAUAAUCCCACGGGCUAUUCAGGAAUUAUUUCAUCAUAUUUCUGAACAUCGUAAUAUUAACUUCCAUGUGAAGGUAUCCUAUAUAGAGGUUUACAAGGAAGAACUUCGAGAUUUGUUGGAUUUGGAGACCUCUGUAAAAGAACUGCAUAUCCGAGAAGAUGAGAAGGGAAAUACAGUGAUUGUCGGUGCUAAGGAAUUCCAAGUAGAAUGUGCAGAUGAAGUGAUAAGCCUGCUGGAAAGUGGCAAUGCAGCUCGUCACACAGGAACAACACAGAUGAAUGAGCACUCUAGUCGAUCUCAUGCCAUUUUUACCAUCAGUAUUCGUCAGAAGCAGUCUGCAGAGUAUCAGAAAAAUACUGAUGCUGCACAGGAGUCAAUCGCUUCAAAGUUUCAUUUUGUGGAUUUGGCAGGAUCAGAGAGGGUAGCAAAGACUGGAAAUACUGGUGAACGCUUCAAAGAAUCUAUUCAGAUCAAUAGUGGUCUCUUGGCCUUGGGAAAUGUUAUCAGUGCCCUUGGAGACCCUAGAAGGAAAAGUGUACAUAUUCCAUACAGGGAUGCUAAAAUCACUCGUAUUCUGAAGGACUCUCUUGGAGGAAAUGCCAAGACUGUUAUGAUAACAUGUAUAAGUCCGUCCUCACUGGACUUUGAUGAAUCUUUAAAUUCCCUCAAAUAUGCCAACAGAGCCAAAAAUAUUAGAAAUAAACCAGUAGUAAAUUACAACCCAGAAAAAGACCGAAUUGAUGAAAUGGAACUUGAAAUCAGAUUGCUUCGGGAAGCUUUGCAGAGCCAACAGGUCAGUAAUCAGCAGUUACAUGAUUUAAAUGAAGAAAAAGCCCGUAUCACUUCACUUGAGGAGCAGCUCACCCGCCUUCAGGUUCAAUAUUUCAGUUACAGAAAUUGUGUAGAUGAAGCCUUCCCCUUUCUGGUUGAUUUGAAUGAUGAUGUUAGCUUAAGAAGAAGUCAGCGGGACAGGUUGCAGAGCUGGAUCACUAUGGUAGAGAAAGUAAGGAAGGAAACUCUCACCAUCCAGGAAACUGAUGCAGGGACUGAGACCAGCCCAAUACCGCAUCACAUCACAGUUCUUCAGCUGAAGAGGGAGCUAAAGAAAUGCCAGCAGAUACUAGUUAUGGAUGAAGAACUAUUUAGCCAGAAGAAUCAUGAAGUGCAGAUACUGCAGAACCAGAUAAAGACAUUACUACAUGAAAAGAGAGAACUACAGGAAUUUUUAAAGGAGGCUCAAGAAACACAAAGAUUACAGACUGAGAAAAUGGUGCAACAGCAAAUGCUCAAUGAUCAGCUAAAAUUGAAAUUACAGAAGUUUACAGAUGUGAAAGCUUUUGAUAUCCCAAGUGCUUAUGAAGAUGGGCCAGCUGUCAUGGCAUUUGCUAGGAGGCCCUGCAGUGUCCCAGUCACAAAAAGUGUGCUACGCUCCCUUCACCUUCCUUCGGGGACCAAGAUCCAAAAGGGGUAUACCAGCCCCCCUGUCUUGUCCCUGGCGCAGAUAAUGGCAGAAUUCCAUGUUCGCAGACAGAUUAUACUGAGCAAGUUAGAAGAUCAAGAUAAAGUCCUUCACCACCACCUCUGUGAUCAGAGUGAUGAAGAGGAAGACAAUACAGGCAACGAAGAGAAAACCUCAUAUAAGCGUUCCAUGAACCAAACAUGGACACAAAAUGACACUUCUCUGUGCUUCCUUCCUGAUGCAAGAGACAUGAAAUGUCAAGCAGACAAGUCUGGUUUGUCCAAUAAACCUGCGCUACAAACUGAUACAACCACAGGUGAAGAAAUUGACAGCCUCCAGAAAAUCCAUGUUUUUAACAUGCAGAAGUUAAAGAAUUCAGAGUUGAGACUUGCUGAGGCUGAGCAAAAAAUAAGAGAGCUUGCACUUACUAUCAAAAGGAAAGAGGACCUCAUUAAGGAGUUAGUAAGAACAGGUAAGGAUGCUCAGUCUGUAAGCAGGCAGUAUUCUUUGAAGAUAAGUAAACUGGAGCAAGAAAUCGAGCAGGCCAAAACAGAACUGGCUGAAACGCAAAAACAGCUUCAGGAGCUGGACAGUAAAGAGCUGGGAGACAUUCCUGAGAAAGUCAUGUUACAGAAAGAGUGCCAGAAGAAGAUGGAGGCAGCUAAGUUGAAAGUGCAGACCUUACAGAAGAAGCAGCAAGACACCAAGAAUUUGGCUUCAUUAUCUAAACAAAGUGAGAGAGAAGCAAGAGAACUUGAGCAGAAAGUGGCUCAGAUGAAGCAUCAGCAAUCCCAGAUACAGAAGAAACUGUGUGAGGAGAGUGAAAAGAAGAAGCAACUGGAAGCAGAGCUUCAGCAGGACCAGCAACAAAUUAAAGAACUUCAACUUAAGAUGGAGCAACAACAGAAGAUCCUUAAACUUAAGGAUAAAGAAAUUGCUGCUUUUAAAAAGAAGAAAAAUAACACAGUGGGAACUCCACAGAAGCUACAGAAAUUAGAACAGCAGAAGAAGUGGCUGGAUGAAGAAAUGGAAAGAAUUCUUCAACAGCACCAACAGUUAGCAGAACUAGAAGAAGACUUAAAGAAAAGAGAAGCCAUUGUAGCAAAAAAAGAAGCAUUAUUGCAAGAGAAAAGCCACCUAGAAAUCAAGAAACUGAGAUCUAGCCAGGCUUUAAACAAAGAUAGUAUGAAAUUGUCUACCCGCUUAAGUAUGCUGGAUCAGGAGUUGUGUGAUAAAAGUAUGCAGCUUCAGGGCAGCACCACUGAAGACAAGUCAGACAUUUUGGAAAAAAUUCAGGCUCUCCAAAUGGAAAGGGAUCAGCUGCUCAGAAGGAGAGAUAGUAUGGAUGAGAAAAUGAAAGAUGGUAAAGUGUUGUCAACUGAAGAAGAACAUAUUCUUUUCCAGCUGGAAGAAGGAAUUGAAGCCCUUGUAGCUGCAAUUGAUUACAAGAAUGAAAGUAUUCAUAAUCGCCAGCACUUGCUUAGGUCAUCUUCUCAGAGUCUUUCACAGAGCAAGCAUAAUGUAAUAGGGAAACUAGUUUCCCUGACUGCUGCUGAGCUCAGAGCUAUCAUCAUAAGUUAUUUCAACAAGAUUGUUGGCCUACGUGAGUCUGAACGAAAAUUAAAAGUGCAGAUUGAAGAACAGGAAAUGAAGUCCAUACACCAGAAAAACAUGAUGCGUGAAUUGGAAUCUGCACUUGAACAGAUCAAGUUGCAGUGUGACAGACAGCUGACUCACCAGCGCCAAGAACAUGAGAAAAAAAUACAGUUUAUAUUGAAUAAUUUCAAAGAACAAAACAGUGAAGGUGUAGCAGAAACCCUGAAAGGGUAUGAAGUAAAAAUCCAGCAACUGGAAAAAGAUUUAUUUUUCUAUAAGAAAACCAGCAGAGAGCUGAAAAAGAAAUUGAAGGGCCUUCUUGGAGAGUCACCUGAAUAAUUAUUGUCAUCCACUAAAUAAUCCAGAUGUCCAACAGAGCUAUUCCCGUGGAGGAGAAAAGAAGGUUCAGUUUCAUCACUGUUUCUGUUGUCUCAUACAUCUCAGUGCCACCACAAUACCUCACAUGCACAGUAUAGCCUUCUUGGGUCUGUUGGUGUUUCUUUUUAAGGCUCAGCAAGACUGGUUCUUCCUCUCAAUGGAUGCUUCUGCUUCUUUCCACUCAGUGCCAUGCCUUCCUACAGAGACAUGCUGAUCACAUACCUCUACUCCCAGAGUAAAUUAGGGCUCAGCCCCUUCCCUUUAGGCAAGAUAAUGAGCCUACACAUUCAUUACUAUAAAGUACACUAUCAACCUGUGAACAUGAAUAUUCUAGAGACUGGAUUAUAAAUGAGUGUAGGAAAGAUUAUUCUGUGUCUAAUAUACAAAGAAGCAUGUAGUUUAGGAUGCGUAUCUAUGUGGGGAAACACCUAUCCUUGGCAAAUUGUAGCAGUGGGAAGAAGGGAGAAGACCCCCUGUGAGUUUCCAACCUUUUCUAAUGCAUGUAUUUGCAAGUUUUAUAAGAAAUAUUCUGCAUUUAGUUAUUUUUCUUUUUAAUACAUUAUGAAAUGUGUUGCUAUACAAUGCAAUAAAACCAUAACUUGUUACUGAGGUUUAGAAAUAAUAAAAUUCCUGUUUAUAUAUUGCAAAUUUGUAGAAUGUCUUUUGUGUUGUACUAGUGUAGUUGCUGACUGUUUUUCAAUAUAUGAAUUAUUUCAUAUUUGUCACAGUUCAGUUGUUUUUAGACUGCUUACUAGGAUACAUGACAAGUUAGAAUGGUGAGCCUUGUAUGAACAGCACCUUCUCAGAUGAGAGUAAUGACGAGUACCUCCAAUGUUUUUGUAGAUGGUGAAGUUUUUGAAUGGAAAGGGCAAAAUGUGUUUCUACAUGUUCAUGCUGCAAGUUGCUGAUGCUGUAAAACCAUGUUGCCUACCUAUGUCAGGCACUCUGAGAAGUUGUAACUUUUAGUUAUUUAUCUGCUGAUAAAUUUCAUUUUAGAUAAGUGUUGGUGUUGUUAUCCAGUCAAGAGGAAGCAGAAGUUGCUUCUGAAGAAUUCAAGUGAAAACAGCUGUUAAUAAAGUCCAUGCCUUUACUAACUACAAGUAAAAUUACUUUUUGAAGUAUCAGAGAACUCUCAAUUUGUCAGUAUGCUCAGUGUACUUUAAGCAAUAAAUAAAAAUUGUAAUAAAAUAAUUUAAAGUAAUUCUAUACUGCAUUACUAGAUUUUGUUACAAUGCCAAUUUUUCGUGGAGGUUUUUUGGGUUUUGCUUUAGACACUAUCUAGACAAUGGUAUCACAGACUGAAAACAGGGAGAGAAGGCAAUUUUCCUUAGCCACUGUCAUGAAUAGCAGUACUGUGUGAUUAUUAACAAACAAAUAUUUUCUUUCUAGUGGUAACUCAGAUUUCCAAUUUCAGUUUUAUGUAAUAGGAGAAAAUACAACAAAGGACAGGCCUCCAUUCUUGUUAAACUGCAGCUUUAAAGGAGCUUCUCGUAAAACUGAGAAAAUACUGAUUUUCUGUAACUACUUCAGUAUUGGACUGAAUGUACAGAAAUAUUCCCAACAAUAUGUAGCUCUUAAAUGCAAGAAAAUCCAAAUAGAAUUUAAGAAAAUAAAUAAGUUGGAAAUAGCUUUCGGAUAAUGAUAAGAUUUGGAUUCAUGGAAGUGCUCAACGUCAGGUUGAACAGGGCUUUGAGCACCUUUACCUAGUGAAAGAUGUCCCUGCCCCUGGCAAUGAGACUGCCAAGACAGUACAUAACAGACUGAGAUGUUGAAAGGUCCCUUCUGACCCAAACCAUUCUGUUUCUGAUUGUAAAAUUUUAUAAUCUGUGUAUUGUUUAUAUCUAUAUGACUUUCAGCUGCAAAAUGCAUGUGGCAACAUGUGCAACUACCACAGAAAAAGCUCUUUGCUGCCAGGUAGGUGUUAAGGAAAGUGCGUGUGUCAUUCUCCGAAGCUAGCCUAGGACUAAGCAAUUCUUCUUGUACUACAAAGACAAAGCUCAAACAUUUCUUUUGCCCCAUGUUAAUUGUCACUGAAUGCAAUAAAGCUAUAAAAAUGCAGAAUUGUUUGUGCAGCACUGAAUGCAGUACUAAAUCCUGGGAUCUAUCUUAGUGAUAGUUGCUGAUGCUGAAUAUUACAGAAUGUUAAACUAUGAGUUAGGAGCUGGCUGAUUAAUAGCAGAUUAGCAAACAUCUAUCAGUUACCUGAGAAACAAGCAGAGAAUAUGGAAGCUGUAGGGAAAGAAACAGAGAAGAGACCAAAGAGUUGACAAAGCAAAGUACCUGUAAGUCAAAAGAAGACCUUUUUUCCCCCCCACACACUGUAGCACUAAUCCAUUUCCAAAGCAAAGUAUGUGCGAAGAGAGCACUUCAUUUGGGUGAGCAGCAGGAAAGUGGGACAGAAGUCUU
Molecule: messenger RNA, 7547 nt
Organism: Oenanthe melanoleuca
Lineage: Eukaryota; Metazoa; Chordata; Aves; Passeriformes; Muscicapidae
Gene: KIF27
Product: kinesin family member 27
Exons: 18
Coding region: 1386-5102 (1238 amino acids)
Biological process (GO): mitotic spindle organization; microtubule-based movement
Molecular function (GO): microtubule motor activity; microtubule binding; ATP binding
Source: RefSeq, a predicted model, not a curated record